AUGGAUACCGCAAAAAAAACCGACGAAGCGACUGAAGGAAAUCUUCUGGAGCAGCCUAAAGAAGAGCGAACUUCUACAAGGAGUCCACUCACGAAGAUGCGGACGUAUGUCUUGGCGUUGAGGCCGUGGUCUCUGAGCGCGAGUUUGUUACCUACUUUGCUAGGCGCCGCAUUGGCGUACCGGCUCCCCGGAGACGCUGGCUUCAGCUGGCUUACACUAUUGCUGACUAUCUGCACUGUGAUACCAGUCCACGGCGCAGGAAACGUUGUGAAUACGUAUUUUGAUUUUGUAAAAGGGAUAGACAAUCGCAAAUCUGAUGACAGAACUCUCGUAGAUCACAUUCUUGCAGUUGACGAAGUUGUGUCUCUAGGUGCUAUACUUUAUAUGGCGGGUUGUGCAUUUUUUGUCCCAUUAGUUGUAUCCUCACCAGCAAGGAUGGAACAUUUAGCGUUAGUGUAUUUUGGUGGAUUAUCUUCCUCCUUCUUGUACACUGGGGGAAUUGGUUUAAAAUACAUUGCUUUAGGAGAUAUUUUAGCACUAGUUAUAUUUGGCCCAGUUUCUGUUGUGUUUGCAUUCUUAGCUCAGACGGGUAGAGUUGAUUGGCCUAUUAUCUACUAUGCUAUUCCUCUCGCAUUGAAUACUGAGGCAAUUUUACACAGUAAUAAUACUAGGGAUCUUGAAACAGAUAGAAAAGCAGAAAUAGUUACAUUAGCCAUAUUGAUUGGAACCACAGCAUCAUUUUUAUUGUUUGCUUCUUUAUUAUUUAUUCCAUAUAUAAUGUUUGCUGUAGCAUCAGUAAGGUGUUCUUUAUGGUUUUUAUUACCAAUGCUCACUUUGCCACGAGCUUUUGAAAUUGAAAGAAGGUUUAGAUGCGUGGAGACCAUGCGAUAUGUACCUAGGCAGACUGCUAGGCUCAAUUUUUACUUUGCUAUGUUGUAUAUGAUCUCAUGUUUGUUUGCUAACAAACUGCCUUUUCUUCUAAGGUAGAACUUAAUAUUGUUGAUACUGUUAGCUAUCAUUGUACUUAUUAAUACCUUGGCUUCUAAGUCCUUGAUGAAUAUGAUCAGUAUUUUAUUUGGAGGAAUAAUCUUUGUGUACAAAUAAUUGUAUUAUUUAUAUUGCAUCUCAUAUCACAUAUCCAUGUUAUUGUUAAUAAAUUAGUCAUAAUUUAAGGGAAAAUAUUAAUUACAUAUUAUGGGUAAGGGUCAGAUCCCACUUGUCUGUAUGCCUUACUAUUGCAUCUGUUUAAGUUGCGUGUCUCAAAAAGAAACAAUAUCUCAUGGGGUAGUGGGACGUAUGGUGCUAAAGCAUUGCUCACAUCAGUAUUGGGUCUGGGCUACACCACAAAUUUUAGCCUGAACCCACUACUGAUGAGUGCUAACAAAUGGGGUGUAACCCUAAAGGAUUACUAGUAUCUAUGGUACAUAAUAUUGUCACAUACAGCUCUUUUUAACUAUGCUUUAAAUCUAUAAAUAACAAUAGUUUACAUAAUUUGUGUACAUUUAAUUUAUAUUUAUUUAAAGUUAAUUGUAAUAUGUUGUCUUCAUUAUUUCUACUGCUUCUAUUACCCACUAUGCAAUAGCUUAGCUUUUGUGAUUUGUUUAUAAUUUUAAAAAUGAUGCUAAAGUGAACAUAAUAUGUAACAAAGGGAAAAGACAAACUAAUAUAGAAAAUAGGCUAUUCGAUUUCUAUUUUUUUAUUGUAUCAAUCAGCUUCUAUGAACAUGUUGGAAGUUUGUUUUGUAAUAUUUCAACAAGUACUAGACAUAAUUACGGUUAGUCAGUGGUGGUGAGAUUCUCACUUUUUUUAAUGAAAUGGUCCUGGUAAAUUAUGGUAGCAACCAAGUUUAUAUAAAUUAUUAA
Molecule: messenger RNA, 1862 nt
Organism: Hyposmocoma kahamanoa
Lineage: Eukaryota; Metazoa; Arthropoda; Insecta; Lepidoptera; Cosmopterigidae
Gene: heix
Product: ubiA prenyltransferase domain-containing protein 1 homolog
Exons: 1
Coding region: 1-987 (328 amino acids)
Biological process (GO): menaquinone biosynthetic process; vitamin K biosynthetic process
Cellular component (GO): endoplasmic reticulum; Golgi membrane
Molecular function (GO): prenyltransferase activity
Source: RefSeq, a predicted model, not a curated record